Messenger RNA from Bacillus rossius redtenbacheri, 1100 nucleotides. Its product is annotated as tetra-peptide repeat homeobox protein 1-like. NCBI's taxonomy places the organism in Eukaryota, Metazoa, Arthropoda, Insecta, Phasmatodea, Bacillidae. The transcript has 2 exons. The record is from RefSeq and is a predicted model, not a curated record. Bases 1 to 630 code for a protein of 209 amino acids.
AUGCGAAUUACUUCAGCCGACUGGUUGCCUGCUGGACGGCACAACACACUGAAAGCUAUCGUCAUGAAAUUACUGGUGUUUUCCCUGCUACUGUGGCUGUCGGCGAGCUCGGCCGAGCAGGCGCAGGAAGCCGCCGGCAGGAAGGACAAGCGAGCUCUGGACAGCGGCUUGACGGGCCACGGUGCGGGUCUCGAGCACCUCGGCGACCAAGGGCCCUCACUCGGCGGCGGCGCCAUCGCCCUGGGGCACCCCAGCCACGAGGAGCGCGGCGUCGUCGCCACCGUCAUCACCAAGAAGAUCCCCGUCACGGUGCCCAAGCCGUACGUCGUGGAGGUGGAGCGGAAGGUUCCCUACGUGGUGCAGGUGCCCGUCGAGGUGCCCGUGCACGUGCCGUACCAAGUGCCCGUGCCGCGGCCCUACCACGUGCCCGUCAAGCGCCCGGUGCCGGUCGCCGUGGAGAGGCCGCUGCCGUACCCGGUGAAGGUGCCCCUGCGCGUCGAGUCGCCGCAGCCGGUGCACGUGCCGCAGCCACAGCCACUCAUCGUGCACGUGCCCAAGCGGGUUCACGUGCCCGUGCCGAGGCCCAUCCUCGUCACCAAGCGCGUGCCGAUCCACGUGGGUGACCACUAGCGCCGCUUACUGCUGUUCCUGCGAGUGUGUCCGUCCCCUCUUCCCCUAGUAAAACCAACCAUCGCCCACUUCUCUUAAAACUACUUACCUAAGACUUUGAAUAUGAUACUCCCCUACCCGGUGGUCGAGGAGUCAUACCUCUGGAGAUUUAUUUCAUCAAAAUCGUGGUUUUUUGCCAAUCUAACACUUAAAUACUAAACGGUAAAAAAUUGUCAUUUAAGGCCGAUUAUUCUCAAGUGAUAAAAUGAUUUAAGAUUUGGUUUUCAUUUGUUUAAUCUUAAAUCCUCCCCCUCUUAAAAGUUUGAAAUUCCUUCACCAAAUGUUUUUCAGUGGUGUAAAUUGCGCCAUACAUAACGCCCUGUGGACGGCACUGCGCGUUAGAUCAUACAAAUGUGUCCAUCACCAACUUUAAUCCCAUCGCUCUAUGUACUUGUUUUUUUUUUGGAGCAAUAAAUUUUAUUGAUGCUGUA